This is a messenger RNA of Trichomonas vaginalis G3, 363 nucleotides long. Its product is annotated as spectrin binding. The record is from RefSeq and is a predicted model, not a curated record. The coding region runs from base 1 to 363 and encodes 120 amino acids. NCBI's taxonomy places the organism in Eukaryota, Parabasalia, Trichomonadida, Trichomonadidae. The transcript has a single exon.
AUGUCGUUUCGCGAUCUCGAAGUUUUCGAGGCAAUUAGGCGCGACGACCUUGCUUACAUUUUGGCAUGUAGGCCUGAGAAGCCAUUGGCUGGCCUUUUACCAGAAGAUGCACAUCCAAUGCUUCUCAAUGACCCAUCUCCAUUGAUGGUUUCUGCUUUUUUCGGGGCAACUAAAUGUUUUAAGUACUUCUUGCCAAGGAUUUCGAUUGAUUAUAAAGAUGCUUGCGUUCUUCAUUUAUUUUUAAGAGACACUGCUUACAUUUUGCCGCUGCUGGUGGAAAUCUUUCGUUAUUUAAUUACUUUAAUUAUGGUUCUCAAACAACAGAACUCUUCGAUGAUGAUGACAAUACUCCAUUGCACAUAG